This is a messenger RNA of Microcebus murinus (gray mouse lemur), 10719 nucleotides long. NCBI's taxonomy places the organism in Eukaryota, Metazoa, Chordata, Mammalia, Primates, Cheirogaleidae. The record is from RefSeq and is a predicted model, not a curated record.
GCGGGGUAGGAAGUGUCUCCCGCGGCGUGUCUGGGGCUGGUCUCCGAGUGCGUGUGUGUGUGUGCGCGCGCGUGUGUGUGUGUUUUCUUAAGCCGGGCUAUUCAAACCUGCUGCAAUUCUCCGGUAAACAAUGAUUCAUGGGGCUUAAUGCAAAUAAACGGAUUGCAAACGGCGCGGUUCGCGCACUUUGCAGCCGGCCCGGUGGAGCGGCCAGUGCCGGAUUUCUCCCUUUUUUUGCAGAUCUGCAGAAUAUGGCGUCCCUGUCCUGUUUUAAAAAUAAGCCAGGCUGCCAUUUUUGUUUUUCUUUUGUCUGAAAAUUUUAAUAAAACUGUCUGAGAAUGUGGGAGAGGCGGCUGGAAGCAGAGGGGGCACCCGAAGGGUUGGCUUUUUUUCCUUUUCUUUGGCGAGAGCCGCGAGCCUUUCGGGGAGGUGAGACACAAUGCAAUUGCACUUUAAAGAAAAAAAAAGGGGAAGCUGCCGGGCGAUUUGGGGGGCAGGGCUGAGAAUUUAAAGUUAACUCCGAAAGUUUUCUUUUCUUUUCUUUUCUUUUUUUUUUUUGAAAGGCAGUGAAAUGCCGCGAAAGGAUCCCGGGGCCCAUUUCUCCCCCCAGCCAGCUGCCUUUGCAGGGUUUUUGGGAAAAGUUAACUGCCGGUUUCCUCGGAGCUGCGCUGGGGAUGUGGAGGCUUGGGGAUGGGAGUUUGGGGGGAAGCGGGAAACGUCUGUUGGAAGGAGCUCUACAAAAAUGCCAUUGUACAGAACUGUGUCCUCAGAUCUGGGGGAGAGGGCUGGCAAUUGGGGUUCGGAGCUAGCCUAGGGUUUCCAGCUAAGACCCCUGGCUUGAGGAAAUAAUCCUGUUCUCCCACCACCCUGCCCUGGAGCAGUGUGGAACCUUCGGGAGCGGUGUGUGUGUGGGGGGGUGGGCCUGUUUCCUUCAUGGGUGGCCAGGCCCCCCUGGUAGGUGGCGAUCCUGCCAGGCCCUGGGGUGACUCCCAGGCCCUUCACUCAAGUGUGCUUGGCUGUCUGCAGUUGCAGAGCCCCUUCCCCAACCUGGUGGUCUGCUUGGCCCCCAGAGGUGACAUCUGGUGGUGAAUAGCCCCACAGCUGCCCGUUGUGGGCUUUUGGCUGGGUGCAGGCCUGCAGCCCCAGCGGGUCCUGUCUGAGGGGAGUGGCAGGAGAGGUUGUCUGCUCUGCUGGUCACCAGAGCUGUGAGCUCUCCCCUGUGGUGGGCUCUUAUCCCUUUCUGCCACCCCUGCCCUACACCCGGCAGUUUGAACUUCAGAUAAGUUCCUAAAGUAUCUCGCUGGACAGGUCAGGGCCUGCUGGCUCUGCACGCUGCUGAGGGGGUCUGAGGCAGGUCUGCAAGGUCUGGGGUGGCUGGUGGACAGUGUCAGCUCCCUGAAGACAGAGUCAGGUGUUGAUGGCUGGGGUUUAGAGGUUCAGGGCUGUGGAACUUGGCACGCCUGAGCCAGAGGGUAACCAAGCCAGGCGCUGUUUAGAUGGAGAAACUGAGGUCCAGAAAGUGGAAGUGACUUGCCCAAAGUCACACUGCCAGGUAGAAGAAGAGCUGAGCCAGGAGCCCAGAUGUUCAGACUCCCAUGGCGGGGGUGUCUCCCCUGUUCUGCACUGGGGGCCAAGACCCCUGGAAGAUUCGUUUUGGACAGAACUGGACUGGAGUAGGGCAGCAUGACCCCUUUACUCCCCCUCUAAUUCCACCAUCAUAAUCCUUCCUGAGAGGAUUGGACUUUACAGUUUGUACAGCAUGGUGUACAGUUGUUACCAUGACUUAGGAAACCACGGCUGGGAGAGGUUGAACAGUGGCAGAGGUGGCUUAAACUCAGGCCUGCAGACUCCUUGUCUGCGACUUUUCCCAGGUGGACUUCAGUGCUCGUGGGCACAUUUGAGAGAAUUUGGUCUCUGAAAUUCUUCUGCUGACCCUAGUGACUGUGUAAAAAUACAGAGGCCCAUCCCCCAAAGAAUGUCAGAGCUAGAAAGGCCCUUUGAGGUCAUCUGGGCUCAGAGAAGGGAAACCACCAGCUGGAAGUCACCUAAUGAUUUGGGGCCCAGCUAGGACCAGAGUCCUGGUCUACUGUCUCCAUUCCUCUGUGAGAUGCUCAGAGGGAGAGUGAACCACUCCAGCCACUGCCAGGCUCCACUGGGCCCAGGAGAGCAUCGGUGGCUGGGGGUGAUGCUCUACGGAGAUGGGACUGUGGAAUGAUGACCAACACUUGGCGGAGACAUGGGGACGUCUCCCCAUCUUUAGUCUUGGGAAGCAGGCUGGUCCCAGGUGGCAAGGAGGAAGCUGAGAUGUGGGUGAGGUGUGGACUGGGUCUGAAGCCAGGCUGGCCCCAGCCCUUCCCUGAGCAGACACCACCGUGCCCUGCCCCUCUGGCCAUUCCUUCCUCCCUCCAUCUGUUCAUUCUUCCACCGCUGAUUAGUUUAUUCACUCAUUUGUUGCUAGAUCAUUCCUUUAUUCUUUCAUUGUCCAUUCAUUAGUUUAUUGGUUAGUCAUCUCAGAAGUCCAUCUGUCUGUCUGUCCAUCCAUCCUCACCUCGGCUCACCCAGCCCAGGUUGGACAGACAUGUGAGAUACAAGUAUAGUCCUCUAGGGCUCUAAAGCCAAUGAGAAAGAAGAGGUGAGAUUGCAGGUGCCUAAAGCGCUACCCAGGGCAGUAUUCACUGGGUGCCUACGUGAGUCCCCAGGGAAGUUCUCAGAGAAUAGGAGGCUUGAAAACAGCAAGGGGGUUCCACAGACCAUCGCAGUGUUGGACCUGGGGCCGGAGAUCAAGUCCAUGGUGUCACAUGGCUGUGUGACUCUGAAUACAUUCUUUCCCUCUCUGAGCCUCAGUUUCCUCAUCUCUGAAAUGGGGUACUCUCCGUGAAUCUCUCAUGGGUUGUUGGGAGAGUUAGCAAGACAGUGUCUGCCAUGUCUCCCAGCCCUGGCACAGGCACGGGGUUGGAGCUCUGUAUACGCCCACCAAAUGAUGAGGAUUGUUGGUUACCGUUCUAGGCCCUGCCUUGAUUUUGAGAAACAUGUUGGUUUCAGAAUAAGCCAAAUGAUCUGGGGACCCUGAAAGCCCGCUCUGCCUUGUCAUUCUCCUGCUGAAACUUCUAAUGUUUCCUAGGCAUUUAGAAGAAAAAACAUCCCAGGGCCUUUUUGGGCCUACAAAGCUCUUCAUGGUCUGGGCCCUGCCCACCUGUCAGCUCUCCCUCCUCACCCUGGAAUCUCACCACCUCCAGCUUCUUUCCGCACCUAGAGUUUACAAAGCCUGUUGGCAGGGCCUUUGCACAUUCCCCCGCCUGGAGUGCUUUUCCCUAAGUGUUUGCAUGGCUGGCACCUUCUUAUUUCACAGGUUUCCGCUUGAAUGUCACCUCCUCAGAGAGGCUUCCCAGACCACUUGCUCUAAAAUAGCUUCCCACUGCCACUCCCUGUCACAUCAGCCUCUUUGAAUUUUCUCUUGUGGCUCUUAUCAGCAUCUGAGACCUUUUCAUCUGUUUAUUUGCACUUCUUGCCUGUCUGCACCACUAGAACAUGCCGAAACCCCCUGCGCGCGCAUGAGCAGGUAGUUCUGCCAUGGUGUGGCUGGGGCCUUAGCAGAGGUGAGGCAAGGCGAGCCAGUCCAGGUGUGGCGGCAGCCCUGGCCGACGGGCAGUGCCUGGGAGAUGCAGUUCUCCUUCCCCUGGGAGGCUCAGGGCUGUUGUCAGGAAAUAACAAGAUGAUUAAAUCACGGAAUCUAAGGAUCUCAGUCUCUUCCAACCUCAGAACCUUAGAUUCUCAAAAGCAUCUGCGAAGCUUUCCAGCUCAGAACCUGUGGACACUUGAAGUUUUAACAUGAUAUGAUCUUAGAUUUAAACUCUUGCAAGGUGAACUUUCAACUGCCUUAUUUAUUUAGUGGCUCAGAGCAAUCACUUUGUGCCAGGCCAAAGGCUUUAUAAAUAUUCACAUAGUUAAUUCCCAUUUUACAGAUGAGGAAACCGAGCCAUAGAGAGAUUAGGUGACUUGCUCAAGGUUGUGGUGCUCAUUGGGGCUGUUGCUGGGAUUUGAACCCAGCACUCUAGGACUCCUCCUUAGAAUCCUUCAGCUGUUGAGGGGAAGCCCAGCCUCACCUCACCUGACCCCUGCACAGACCAAGAUUCCCUUUCCCACACCCUCUACAAAAGGGCCUCUGGUCUCUGCUAGAAACCCACUCCAGUGAGCACCCUCCUCACCAGGGCCCCCCCCAUCCCCCAUUGUGACACAAUUCUCAUGGCUGGGGAGAUUUCCUCCUUUACAAAGUGUAAAGUGCUGUACCUCCCCAUAUGCCUGCGACGUGAUGUUAGUGUUAGGGUUUCCCAGUGCCUUGACCCUGUGGUUUCAGGGCUUCAGUAGCCUCUCUCUUCCCACUGGUUUGUGAACUUCUUGAGGGCAGGCAGCCUCCGUGCACAGCAUUGAAUGUGUGAAUGAAUGAAUGGGUGUGCAGACACCAGGCAGGCAGCCUCCGUGCACAGCACUGAACAUGUGAAUGAAUGAAUGGGUAUACAAACACCGGGCAGGCAGCCUCCGUGUGUUAAACGUGUGCGUGAAUGAGUGAAUGGGUGUACAGACACCAGGCGGGCAGCCUCAGUGCACGGUGUCGACUGUGUGGAUGAGUGAAUGGGUGUACCAACACCGCAUGGACCCUCAGUGUUUCCCGAGCCCCUCCCAUCUCUGUAGCCCAGUGCUUGACACUUACCCAGGGUAUGUGGACAGGCUUGGUGUACUCAGGGAAAGGACACAACAGUAUCCCUCCAAUAAAGUCUGCACCAGAUGACACUUAAGUACACAAAUCUUGGAGAAUUAUGUGAGAGCCAAAGUCAUGCCCUGUUAGGAGAGAAGUAGACUUCCACACCAUCGAGUCAAACCUCAUUUUACCCGUUGGGGAAACUGAAGUGGAAAGGCAGAGGGGCCGGGCCUCGUCCAAGGCCACGUGCAUCUGUGGAGGCUUUACCUGGCGGGCUUUCUGCUCCCCAGGUGCCAGCAGGCUGCCACAGUGUCAGCCUUGGGUUCAAAGGCAGGGGAAAGCCCCUGCUGGGGCAGCCGCUCCCUCUCUGGCACCAGUUUCCUCCACACUCCACAAUGGGGACAACAUUCCUAGAUGUCCAGGGCUGUGCGUGGCACUCGGGUGGGGCUGAGGAAGCUGUCCGCGGUGAAAGUGGGUUGCGGCCAUGGUGGUGGGGAUGGCUUUCCGGAACUCGUGGCUGGAGCUGGGCUGGAUUUGGGGAGGUGGCUGAGUAGGAUCUUCCGUGGAUAAGGUCAUGGGGAAGGCUGAGGGAUUUGGCUCUGGGGCCUGCAUGGUCCUGCCGUGUCCCUGCUUCAUGUGUGUGGGCAUAAGUGUGUCCUUGGUGGGCUCCCACCAUCUGGGUCCUUUUCUGAGCUUUGGGCAAAGGCUUCAGGGUCCUCGAGGGGACAGUCUAGCCAGCCAUCCAGGUUCUGGGAUUCUGUGGGGGCAACACCUGGCUGGGGGGCACACCCCUCCACACUCAAAUACCCACAUUCAUACAUAUUCACAUUAUCGGCUAUUCCACUGCAUGCUGACCCUCCCACCCACCCCACCUUUGCCAAUUUGGGGUUCUCCCUUGCUGUUUCAGAAAUACCCCUGCAGAUGCCCUGAAUUGGGCCGCCAGGAGUUGAGGAGGCACGUCUGCUGGAGUGUGCAGCCACACACGGUGCGCACACGCCAUACAGGAGCAUGUGCAUACACUCCUGCCACCUGCAGGAUCACACACCUGGCCAUGCACCCAUGUGUGCCCUCCCAGGAAGCAACAUGCAGCCGCAUGCCCAUUCAUCUGCACGCCUCUCACACUCUUGAUACACGCCCUGCUCGUCUGCACACACAGCUCUGUGCACCCAGGCCUACUCAGGCACGCCUGUGUUUUUCCACAUAGUGUGUCUUGCACACACGUGCUCAUUUACACCUGUGAGAACGUGACCUUACAUUCUGGGCCUCGAACAUGCACCCUCAUGCACACUCCUGCACUCGGGCAUGUGCCUUACACCCUGCCUGGCUCUGCUCGAAGUGGUGGGGCAGGCAGCUCAUUUCCACCCCCACCUUCCUCCAGGGGUAUUCUUGAGCACUUACUGUAUACCAGCCCUGUGCUAAGCUAAGCCCUGUGCUAAGGUGCGCAGAAAACAGAUGUACGCAGACAGGGAGGCAGACGUCAUACAAAAGGCCACACAAAUAAUUGUGUGAUUACAGAUUCUGGUCAGUGCUGGGAAGGAACUACUUUUCCAUAAGGGCUUCCCUGUAGCCUCCUGCUUCUACAUUCACCACGAGCAGGGUGACAGUGGUGGUGUUGGGGUGCUGGGAGGAAUGGAUACCUGGACUGUGACAUUUUCUAGGUGAAGGGCAUUCCAGGCAGAGGGAACAGCCUGCCCUGGGCCAAGACCUUGAGGUGGGACAUCCAGGACUGCAGAGAAGGUGGUAGCCCUGCCACCUGGGGGAGGGCGUAGGGAGGAAGGGGCAGGUGGGGCCCAGUCUGGUAGGGCCUGGUAUGUUGACCCCACCCACAUGCCCACCCCAGACGCUGCCCACUCCUUUCUCUGACCAGCCCAACCUUCCUUCGCUGCCUUGCACUGCGCAGGGCCCACCCUGUCUGCCGCCUCCACCCCAGGCCCCACAGGCUGCGUGCUUGGCCGGGGUGGGGGGUGGGGUGGGGGGUGAGGCAGCAGGAGAGCAGGCGUAUGGCCUCCUGCCAGGAGUUCCCUGCCCCAGGACCCCUGAGACCUGUCUAGAAAGCUCCUGGGGGCCAGGCCAGAGCUGGGGUUAGCAGUUGGCUUUCUUGUUUUGAGUUAAUCCCAGAUCUGGACCUCUGCCAGUCAGCUGGGCGGCCCCUGUGGGUCCUGAAAACUGCCCAGAGCUACUCCCCCCUACCUCCCAGGUAGCAUCACUGGUUGGUCAGUUUUCCAUGCCAGUCUGUGGAAUGCUGGGAAAGGCUCUCAGGCCUUAGAGACCCUAACAACGAUGACAACUGCUAAUGCUUACAGAGUCCUUACUGUGUGCCAGGCACUAUUCUAAAGACUUUGUACAUAUUAACUCAUUUAAUCCUCACAACAACCCCGUGGAAAUACCAUUAUCAUUCCCAGUUUACAGAUGAGAAAACUGAGGCUUGGGGAUUUAGGUAACAAUACUAAGGGCCCAAGCUGGGGCUCUUUGGGCCCAGAAGCAGUACUUUUAACCCCUGAGCUGCUACCUUGUCCCUCUGAGGGUCCAGGAACCCAGGCUGUGAUUUACUUGAACUCCUCCAUCUUAUAGAGGAGGGCGUGGAGGCCCAGAGCAGAAAUGGACUUGCCAGAAAGUUCUGUCCCCACUGCCCUCCUAUGCUGCAUGACCUGGGACAGGCUAAUACCCCUCUGAGCCUCAUUCCUGACCCCAAACAAGGAAGAGAUCAUCACAGAAGCUUCGGGGGACAGGAGGGGACUGUAACUGAUGAGGGACUAGAGGUGAAGGCUUCUUAGUUACCCUGGAUGUGUGCUUCCUGGUGCUGUUGGGAACACAGAGGAAGUGACUGACUGGGGGUUCAGGGAAAGCUCCGUAGAAGAGGGAACACUUGAGCUGGGUCUUGAAGGAUGAGUAGAAGUUCACCAAGUGGGAAAGGACACUCUAGCUCGGGGCCCCCAGAGGGCAGGGAUCUUCCCAGUUGCCUCAGGUUCCCCAGCACUGGCCCCCAGUUUGGCCCAGAGGAUGUGUCCGGUGCAAAUGGUGGACGGAUGGACAGAUGGGCCAGCGGCCAUCAGCAGGCUGUUCUCAGUAGCCGCUCUAGGAGGAUGGCCGAGCCUCGAUUUAACAACCCCUACUUCUGGCCCCCUCCUCCCACCAUGCCCAGCCAGCUGGACAACCUGGUCCUGAUUAACAAGAUCAAGGAGCAGCUGAUGGCCGAGAAGAUCCGGCCGCCUCACCUGCCGCCCACGUCGGCCUCGUCGCAGCAGCCGCUGCUAGUGCCGCCGGCGCCCGCCGAGAGCAGCCAGGCCGUCAUGUCGCUGCCCAAGCUGCAGCAGGUGCCCGGGCUGCACCCGCAGGCAGUGCCGCAGCCCGACGUGGCGCUGCACGCGCGGCCGGCCACCAGCACCGUCACAGGUCUGGGGCUCUCUUCCCGGACCCCGGCCGUGAGCACGUCGGAGUCGAGCGCGGGCACGGGCACGGGCACCAGCACCCCGUCCACACCCACCACCACCAGCCAGAGCCGCCUCAUCGCCUCGUCCCCCACCCUCAUCUCAGGGAUCACCAGCCCCCCACUCCUGGACUCCAUCAAGACAAUCCAGGGCCACGGCCUGCUUGGCCCCCCCAAGUCCGAACGCGGCCGCAAAAAGAUCAAGGCGGAGAACCCAGGGGGUCCGCCUGUCCUAGUAGUCCCCUACCCCAUCCUGGCCUCGGGCGAGACUGCCAAGGAGGGCAAGACAUACAGGUGUAAGGUCUGCCCACUGACCUUUUUCACCAAGUCGGAGAUGCAGAUCCACUCCAAGUCGCACACAGAGGCCAAGCCCCACAAGUGCCCGCACUGCUCCAAGUCCUUUGCCAACGCCUCCUACCUGGCCCAGCACCUGCGCAUCCACCUGGGCGUCAAGCCCUACCACUGCUCCUACUGUGAUAAGUCCUUCCGACAGCUCUCCCACCUCCAGCAGCACACCAGGGACUUCCCCUCACCGGGCUGCCCGUUGCAGAAUCCACACAGGCGACAGACCCUACAAGUGCCCACAUCCUGGCUGCGAAAAGGCUUUCACUCAGCUCUCCAACCUCCAGUCUCACCAGCGCCAGCACAACAAGGACAAGCCCUACAAGUGUCCCAACUGCUACCGGGCCUACUCCGACUCCGCCUCCCUGCAGAUCCACCUCUCAGCCCACGCCAUCAAGCACGCCAAGGCUUACUGCUGCAGCAUGUGUGGGCGGGCCUACACCUCGGAGACCUACCUGAUGAAGCACAUGUCCAAACACACGGUGGUGGAGCACCUGGUGAGCCAUCACUCGCCCCAGAGGACGGAGUCCCCCGGCAUCCCGGUGCGAAUCUCUCUCAUCUGAGCCCACGGGAGGCGCCGCCCCGCCCGGCCCACUGGCAGACAGACCCAGGCAGCACCGGCCCUGACUCCCUCCAGGGGCCCUCCUGGAACCGCCGAGCUCCUCACGACCUUCCCAACCUUCCAGAACGCUUGGUCCGCAGAAGCCCUGCCUGGUCCAGCUCCGGGGCGGCCAGGCCAACUGCAAGAUUCUGGACUGUUUUGGUAGCAUCCAAAGACGAUCUCAGAGCACUUUGAACCUCUCUGUUGGGUUUUCUUUUUGUUCCCCACCCUUCACUUGCUUCACUGUUUUUUUUUUUUGUUGUUUUUUUUUUUUAAGUUUGUUUUGGAAAUAACAAAAAAGAUAUUUAUUGGCCAGGAAGUUGGUGCUGCUAAGACCGAGAAAUUAAAAGAAUCGGACAGAUGGACGCAGAGAACCACAGGGCAGCGUGGGACCUUCUCUUGCCGUGGCCUCAGGUCUUGAGGGAAGGCUCGGGCCUGCGUUUCUGGACUGCAAAGGGGACCACGAGGUGAGGGGGGCAGGGGGUCGUUGGAGUGCGCCCCUCGCCCCCGGGUGCCCCGCUCGGCCCUCUCGAGCUGUGCCCCGGGCGUCGCCCAGCAGAGGGAUGCGGCAGCCGCCGGGGCUGCCCAGGCUUCCGGAGGCGGCGACGAGAGAGGGGCCCCGAGAUCCGCAGGACCAAAGGGUGCAGUGAUGGGCUGGGUGGCGGGCCCAGGGACGUGGGGUGGGGGCGGGCUGGGUAAGACCUGGCCCUCCCUCGCUGCCCUGAAGACCACCCCAGUCUACCUCGGUGCUGGCCAGGAAACCUAUAGGCUACCUCUCCCGCCAUCCCAGACUGUGGGCAGGGGGAUGGGGAGGGAGUGGGCCUGGGCCUGGGACCCCCCUCCAGAAUUUCCUCCAGAUGGGGGCAGUGCCCAGGGAGGGGUCAUUUGUCUUCCCUGCCAUGGAGGGGGAAUCCCCAACCCAGGCCCUAUGCCCCUCAGCAGGGAAGGGAUCCUCGGGGAGGCGGGUCCCAGGAGCAGACCCUGUCCCCAGCCCCCACGGCACACCCCAAUCUGAAAGCCAUGCGUGUCCGUGUAUAUAGGAACCAUGUACAGAGCCCGGAGAAGCCCCCCACGUCCCCCCGGGAAAAAAAGAAAACUAGACAGAAACUCAUCUAUAUAUUCUGUAUCUGGAGUUCCGUUUUGAAUAUUAACUGUGUUAUUUUUAUACACUUUUUAAGCCUUAACUCGCCAUUGAUUUACCAGUUUAACGUUUCCUGGGGUUUCUUUUCCCAUGGGGUUCUCUGGCCCCACCCCCACCCCUUUGUUUGACUUGCGUCGUCUGAUAAACUCAGUAUUGUAGCUUUUUGUCCGCAUGUUACUACCCUGUAAAUACGCUGUUAUACAUACUGUUAACACCCCUUUGCUUUUUUCUAUGGGACCUCCAGGCCACCAUAUUUAGAACUAGUUACCUUAUUAAAAAAGAGAAAACAGUCUGUUGGCUUCUCAGUCUGCAUCUUGGUGGCAGGGAGGUGAGGGCAGGUGCCCCUCAGACACUUCAGGAAAGAAGUUUGCAUUCUAUUUAAAAAGGGGGUGGGGAGCAAAAUAAUCAAAUGUGGGGGGAGAACACUAAAGGGGGCAAGAAACAAAGGAAUUACAAACCCUCUGCUCUUUGUAUUUCUCUGUUGUGAAGAAUAAACUGUACCUGCACCCGGG